Trichogramma pretiosum is the source of this 10585-nucleotide messenger RNA. It is a transcript of the gene cno, whose product is annotated as afadin. Gene Ontology annotation, biological process: regulation of protein localization; signal transduction. Gene Ontology annotation, molecular function: cell adhesion molecule binding. NCBI's taxonomy places the organism in Eukaryota, Metazoa, Arthropoda, Insecta, Hymenoptera, Trichogrammatidae. The transcript is spliced from 23 exons. Bases 1321 to 10140 code for a protein of 2939 amino acids. Gene Ontology annotation, cellular component: adherens junction. The record is from RefSeq and is a predicted model, not a curated record.
UGUGUGUGUGUGCGAGUGCGUACCCAGCGAGUGUGUAAAAUAAUGUAUAGUUUGUGCAUGGUGAAUCUAUAGGUAUAUGUGCAGUGUGCAGCAGCAGCAGUGCGCUGACUUGUUCUCGCGUUGUACUAUAUAUAGUGUCUGCGCUUUUCAUACAUACAUAUAUCUGCCAUAGCUCUUUUAGCCCAUAAAAAAAGAGCUACUGCACACAGCAGCAGAGACACACGGGGCAGCGCGCACGCGACAUAUCGCAACGUAUAAAUCGUCGCGAACGUCGUUGGCUGUCAUCGCUCUUAGCAACGACGACGGCGGCGGCGGCGGCGGCGGUCUUCCUCGAUAUAUACGUUGUAUAAUAAAAAAUGCACUGCUCGCGAUCGUUAUCGCACGUAACGCGCAGCAAGAUGAAAGCCAGCCAGCGCCUAUCUUACCGAUAACGCGCGCCCCUGCACCGCUUGGACUGCUGAUUCACGUAUAUAUAUUCAAUAUACGCAAGAUAAUUCGCGAAAUCGGCCGAGCUAUAUAACGCACCGAGUCGGAUCGUAAUAAGCUCGGGCGGCAAUAAUUCAUGUAUCGCAAAGCCUUUGCUGCUUCGCGCUCGUAUCGUAACGUAUACUAAUACUACUACUACUACUUAUACUAUUCGGUAGUACACACAGUGUCAGUUGCGUUACUACUCGGUUGUAGUACGCGCAGAGAGUGAGUCAGUGCGCGAGAGCCAGUGUAUGCUGGCUAUCCCACAGCUACUACUAGUCGGCAUCGCGACUUGCACGCGUGCGACAUUGCAUAUAUUUAAGUGUGUAUAAUACCGGUCUUACGCAUCGGGAAAAAGCCAGAAGAGCCGAGCCAGCAGUAGUGUAAUCGUAGACGUAGUAUAAGUCUCUGUGAACGCACUAGCAUCCUGCACACUAGCGACAGUAGUAGUAUCAGCAGCAGCAGCAUCAGCACACGUGUAUAUCGGUGUAGUGCCAAGUGCUAAAAGUGUCCCUCUGUGUAUAAGAUACACAAAUGUGUCUCUGUGUGUGUUUGCUGCCUGCAUAUACGUAACAAGUAUACAAUUGGUACAACACACACGCGUCACGUACAUGUGAGUGCAGUGUGCAGUCGUUGUUGGUGUGUGUCUGUGUUCUUCUGUGGUGAGCAUUUCAAGUGUCGCCGAGCAAGGCCCCAAAAGAGAGCGAGCGAGAUAGCGACACAAGAAGAAGAAGAAGAAGGCACUUUUUCUCUCUUUCUUUGCGCCGUGUAGAGAAAGAGAGAGAGAGAAACGGCGUUUUAACAUACACAAGACAGAGACCAGCGGACGCGCUGCUCCUCGAAGCAUCAAGGAUGGCUGCGGAGGCGGCGAGCAAAAAGGCCGAACGCGAGGCUCUGCGAGGUGUCAUACAGCAAUGGAACGCCAAUCGUCUCGAUCUCUUCGAGCUUUCGGAGCCGAACGAGGAUCUGGAGUUUCACGGGGUGAUGCGCUUCUACUUCCAAGACAGCGGCCAGAAGGUGGCGACGAAAUGCAUCAGGGUCGCGUCGGACGCGACGACUCAGGCCGUCAUCGAGACUCUCAUCGAGAAAUUCCGCCCGGACAUGCGUAUGCUCUCGGUGCCAGAAUACGCCCUCUACGAGAUACACGAAAACGGAGAGGAGCGGAAACUCGGCCUCGAGGAGAAGCCGCUGCUCGUCCAAUUGAACUGGCACAUCGACGAUCGCGAGGGCCGCUUCCUGCUGAGGCGAAUCGACGACAAGACCAACGCCCAGGGCGUCGGCUUCGCCGAGGGCGGCUCGAGCUUUCGACGUAAGCUCAGCAAACGCGAGAAGAAGCAGAUGAAGAAGCAGGAGAAGCUCAGCAGGCUCAAGAGCGCCGAGCAGCAGCAGCAGCAGGACGAGAACGUCGCGCCCGUCGAUCAGAACGGCGUGGCCGAAAAAUUGUACACCGAGCUUCCAGAGACGAGUUUCACGCGCAGCAUAUCGAAUCCCGAGGCGGUCAUGAGGCGCCGCAGACAGCAGAAACUCGAGCGCAAGCUGCAGCAGUUCCGCAGCAAGGACGGCGGCCCGGACACGGGCGGCACGCUCAAGAUUUACGGCGAGGCACUUUGCAAGGACGUGCCCUACAAGACGCUCCUAUUGAGCAUCCGUGACUCGGCCGCGCAGGUCGUCAGGGAGAUGCUGACCAAGUACGGAUUGGAAAAAGUCGAUCCGCAGCAGUACUGCUUGAUUCAGGUAAACGGAGAUGGCAACAGCAACGGCACGAGCGCCGGAAACAACAACACGGCCACGAAUCAGGAGUACAUUUUGGACGACGACGAGUGUCCUCUGGCCAUUCUCAUGAACAAUCCGUCCACCAGAGGAUCCAUAAUGUUUCACGUGCGCCGCCGACCGGCCGACUACGUGCCCCGCAAGCGCAAGAAAAAGCCCCAGGGCGGCAAGUGGGGCGACGGCGUGGACGGCGGCCACCAUCACGCGCACCACCAGCACGGCGGCCACCACCAGCACCCGGGCAUGGGUGGCCGAGGUGGCUACGAGGACGAGCGACUGCCCUUCCUGCAGGAGAUCAAUCCGGACGGCACGGACAUACCGAACGGGGCCGGCAUGCGCCACCGACUGCAGCCCAACGUGACGGAGGUCGGCAGCGAGCGGCCCAUAGGGCCCCAGGGCGUCACCGCGCAGUCCAUGACGCUGAGCGGGCCCACCGUGAUGCCGCGGCACUGCGUGAUCGCCUUCACCGAGAACAUCGUCACGCUCACGCCCUGCUCCAGGGACGCCCACACCUACGUCAACAAUCAGAGGAUACACCAGACGACGAUCCUUCAGAACGGAGCGAUCAUCAAGUUCGGUAGGAUGCACACCUUCCGUUUCAUCGAUCCAGCGCCGGAGGACCGCAUGAGGCAGCGUCACGAUUCAGCCAGACAAAUGGAUUACUCCUACGACGGAAGACGCUCGCCCACGGACAGCUCGAGCACCCAGCAAGACGCCCAGUCGGAGAAGUACAGGCCGAGCUCGGAGAUGGCCACGAUGCAGCAGCAGCAGCAGCAGAACAGCAACGGAUCAUCCCAGCCGUCGAGCCCGAGCAAGUCCUCGGCGAUGACCGGGCCCCGCAGCCCGACCAGGGCCAGUCAGCAGCAGGAGGUCGUCGCGCCCGGCGGCGGCGGGGGUGCGGCCGCUGCUGGUCCAGGACCGCACAAUUACGAGACGACCUUCGACCUCGACGGCAACGUCGAGACGGCGAGCUUGAGCAGCAGCCGCGACGGACAGAGACUGUCGCAGUACGACAUGCGCCAGCAGCAGCUGCACCAGCAGGCCCAGCAGCAGCCCCGCGGCACCGAUCCCAUACUGCCGGCGGUGCUGGAGUUCCUGGAGGAGACCGAGCAGACGUUCCUGCACGCGGUCAUCACCGACGUCGAGCCCUCGGCGCCGCAGUUCAAGCUGGCCCCGACUUACACGCUCUACUUGGCCGCCCGAUAUCGGGCCAGCACGCAUUACCGGCCGGAGCUGCAGCCGACCGAGCGAGCCCACAAGCUCACCAUCAUGCUGGCCAACGUGGCCACUAUGAUACAGCAAGUUAUACAGGAGCGCUACAUGGACGCGUCCUCGCUGGCGCUGUGGCUGGCCAACGGCUCCGAACUGCUGCACAUGCUCAAGAACGACCGGCACAUCGGGGCGUUCUCGACCCGCGCCCAGGACAUACUCGCCGACGCCGUGCACCAGGCCUUCGACUCGCUCGUGCGCUGCAUAUCGCUCGAGCUCGCCCCGGCCAUGUCGCAGUUCAUGGCCGACGCCGACGAGCCGGCCAAGGAGGCCGGCGUGCUGCAGAUCUUCUACAACAGCAUGUCGCUGCUGCGACGCUGCCGGGUCAACGCCGCACUCACCAUCCAGCUGUUCAGCCACUUGUUCCACGCCAUCAACGCCACGGCCUUCAACGCCCUCGUGUCCAACGGCAAUCUCUGCGUCAGGUGGUUCGGCAGACGGCUGAAAGCUCGGCUCAACGCCCUCGAGACCUGGGCCGAGAGGCAGGGCCUGGAAUUGGCCAGCCAGUGCCACCUGGCCACGAUAAUGCAGGCCACGCAUCUGCUGCAGGCGCCCAAGUACAACGCCGAGGAGCUGGCCACGCUCAGCUCGACCUGCUUCAAGCUCAACUCGCUGCAGGUGCGCGCUCUGCUGCAAAAGUAUCAACCAGCGGCCGACGAGCCGAGAUUGCCGGCCGAGCUCAUCGAGAACGUCGUUAGGGUGGCAGAAAGCGUGGCAGACACACUCGCGCGAGCCGACGGGCGUGAAAUCCGGCUCGAGGAGGAGCCCACGCUCAAUCUCGCGCUACUUCUGCCCGAGGACGGCUACAGCUGCGAAGUCAUACGAGGCGUGCCGCCGGGCCUGGCCGAGUUUUUGGCGCCGCUGCAGCGCGACGGCCUCUGCCGCAUGGCCGCCCAGCCCACCAGCAGCGGAUUCUGGACGAUUUACAUGAUCGAUCACAAUACCCUUAUGUUGAUGGUCGACCAGCUGAGGAGCCCGAGCGCGAUGAGCAACAGAUCGGCCGGCUACGCCGGUCACCAGCCUGGACAGCAGAGCCAUCCGGAAGUGCAAAUAAUCAAGCUUCACAAAUCGACCAAUGGUAUGGGUUUGAGCAUCGUUGCGGCCAAGGGUGCAGGCCAAGACAGACUCGGUAUUUACAUCAAAAGCGUCGUCGCCGGUGGUGCUGCCGAUGGCGAUGGUCGUUUGGCAGCUGGUGAUCAGCUACUCAAGGUUGACGGACAGAGUCUCGUCGGUAUAACACAAGAAAAAGCUGCCGAGUACCUAGUUCGCACGGGACCAGUUGUCACACUGGAAGUUGCUAAACAAGGCGCGAUUUAUCACGGAUUAGCGACUUUGCUCUCGCAACCGUCUCCAGUCAUGAGCAGAGCAGCCAAGGCACGACCGAAGAGCGAGCAUUUGGACACGGCUUCAGGUGGUGGUGCUUCCUCUGCAGCUGACGGUGCUACGGGCGCUUCUUCUUCGUCGUCGAUGGGCAACUUACUAAACGUACCCCGUCAUUCCGCCUCGUAUCAGGACCAAUUCGUUGACGCUAACAGCACAUGGGACGCUUCCUCGCAGUCGCAGCAUCACUUGGCUCAAUCAGGUGCGAGUAUAGCUCGAAUCAACGCCCUAAUGCAGCAUCGCGCGAUGUCCAAUUCUCAUCUAGCCUACCGCGACUACGUGCCCGCGUCCGCGUACAAUCCGUAUCAGCGCCUCGAUCGACUGUCGCGUCCCGCUAGUUUCAUGCCUAGAUUGAACGGUACCACGAUGGACUUGUAUUACGAUAACCGGGCAGGCGGCAGCUGGUCCGUAGCGCCAGACCUGCCGCCUCGGCAAGUCAUACCGGUGAUCAGAGAGCCCGGCGACGCUGCGACGUUCAUAAAGACUCCGAGCCAGUACACGGAAAAGUAUCCGCGCAGCCUCGGCCAAAUUGAGCUACAUCAGCAGCCGCGACUGCCACCGAGAUUAACGACAUCGCAGCCGGGAACGAGUAGUCAGUACGGUUACUACAGCGACGACAAGUCCGAAUUAGUCUUCCCAGCGGAUAUCGAAGCUAGCAAUCGUCGUGCCUCCAUGCAAGCCAAUUACUGCGCUUAUCAUCAGGCUAUGGGCGGCCACACGAGCAGCAGCGCCGAGGAGCAAACUCAAACGGGCGAGGAGGAUUCCUCCUCGUCGCCGGAGGACGACAAGUCUUACGACAAAACUUGCUGCUCUACCAGCGACGAUAGGCAAUCAUCCGGCACGAGAGACAAUUCCGAUAGCCCGUCGUUGGAGACCGAAACGACAGUUGUUCCCAGGAGAAUGGAGAAAAUAAACCAGCAGUCUCAGAGCAGCCGAACCGAGCUAAGUCUCGAUCUCAGCGGACUGAAUAACAACAACAGCAGCGACGUGUCUAGUUGUCCAGAGGACAACGACGAGGCCGAGGACGAGGAAAAGUGCUGGAAAUCACCGGAAAAGGUGAGACUGGGCUGCGGUCGUGUAGCGGCACUCGCCAAGCACUUUUCCAAGCUCGGUGACGCUGGCCUGAUCAAAUUCAAAUCCAAGCGCCUCUGCAGCAGUCGACAGUUCAUGUCCGAGCCGGACAUAGCGUCGCCGUCGAGCGUAGCGAGCAAGCGGCGCACGCGCGACAGCAUCGAGAAGUACAAAUCCGAGACAGAGCUUUUAACAGCUGACAAGAGCGUGGCUACGACACCGGAACGCGAAUGGAGCAUGAUUCUGCUUGACAUUCAAGCUCAAGGUUCCAUGAAACUCGAGGACGAGGCUGACAACGACGACGACGACGACGAUGACGAUGAAGAGGACGACGAAGACGACGACGACGAUGGGGUCAACCGCAACGCUGACAGUAAUUCUAAGCUUUCUCGAGCGGAACGAGAGCAAAUCAUAGCUCAGCUUGAGGAUUUCGCUAAUCUCGACAAAAUCGAUGCGCCUCUCUUUAUACCAAAUAAAUCAGCGACGACGCAGCGUAAGACUACAAUAGCUGGCCAUGUGCGUCUGGAGCAUUUUCGAAAACAUUCUUUGCCCACUAUAUAUAGCUCAUUAAAUGUUCAUAAAUGUCCAAAUAUCAAUAACAACAACAACAACAAGCCAAUGGUGAUUUGUACUACAAAUGCUGCUACUAGUAUUACUACUACUUGCACUACCACGGUGACGAGCGAUUCUUCGGCCAAAGUCAACAGCUUGUCAAAGUACUGGUCUCUGAAAGAUCUUGCCUCGAACGAGAAUCUCGAAUCGAACUACGCGUCGAAGGACGUCAUCGUACUCGACGAUACGGCUGAGAGUCCGGGCAGCGCGAAGUACACGGUAUUUCCUACCUGCUCGAGAGUCGUCUCAGCGCCAGAAAUCAGCAGCGACGAUCUUCUCAAUUGUCCCGUACUGGCCGGCAUAACCAUCGAAAGCAAAAUAUCGAUAUCGGGCAGACGUGCAAGUGGAACCUCGGUAGAGUCCAACAGUACGACGGGUAGCUUGCAGUCGACUCUGAGACUGUCCAAAAGCACCAACGAUAUACUCGAGAACGGCGCGCUCGACGACGACAAUCGCAGCGAGUCGUGGGAAAAGCUGAAGCCGACCUCGUGCGCGAGUACGAAGAAACGCACGAGGUGCUCGAAGAAAGGCAGACACGGUGGCGACGAUCGAUCGUCCGAUCGAAGAAAAGCUAAAAGCGAUUUGGACGUCUCGGAGCGCAGACCUACGCCUCGAUACGAGGAGAGCAGCCAGAGUAACGGCCACGACGAGACGCCAAAGAGCAGCGAGACCACGUUCCGAGUGCAUCACAGGCAUCAUCAUUGCAGUCGCAAGGAAGCCCCAGGUCCAAGGCGCAUGAGUGAGCGCGACUUGCCGUCGCGUUUGGGACGCGAGGCAAGUGCUAACGGGGCCCCGGCUACCACUCAUCAACAAAUACACAGCAGCAAAUCCGUACCUGCUCUACACAAUGUAGGUACGGAAGGAAACGGUAAGCUGCAGCACGAGGUCUUCAAUCCUGGCUACAGCCGAGCUUCGUCGAGUAAUAGCGUCACUCCGCCGGUGCAGCCACCGCCGAUGCCAGCCAUGAACGGCGCUACUUCGCUGCGCUCGAGAUCGAGCCACAACUUGCACGAUCCGACUAGAGCCACCGGUACACUGCCACCGAGUGGAUUGUCGAGUAGACAGCAGUCGUCGCCGAAUCUUAAUCCGAAUCAGCAUCAUUCGCAAGUUGGACACGCUAAUAGCAUACAGCAACAGGCCAACGAAGCCGAAAGAUUUUACCAAAAUUUGAGCGUCUACAGGAAUCAAGAGCAGCAGCCCGGUGCUGGUAACUUGAAGCAAAACAGCCCGCCGCAGCAGCCUGACGACAGAAAUGUAUUGCACAAAAACAUGAUUCGUGGCUCUCAAAACUCGCUCAAUCGAACGAUGCCCGAUCCCAAUCAGAGCAACGAUCGUCCCAUGUCGUACAUCUCGCCUGCUCAACAGCAGCAACAACAGCCACCCCAAGGAUAUCUGAAUCAAGGUAUGCCGCCGCAACAGCAUCCGAUGCAGCCUGGCCUUCAAGCGAGAUCUCAGUCGACGCGCGAUAUUCUACGCCAGGAAGCCAAGCUUCAAGAAAUGCAGGAAGAAGUGCGUCGCAGAGAAUUGCGCGCUGGUCCAAAUCCGCCGCCACCAGGCGCGUAUCGCGCAAAUACUUACAAUCCGCGUGUGCCUAUGCAACCGCAGCAGCAGCCACAGUUGCAGCAGAUGAGACCACCAGCCAGACCUCUCGGCUCGACGCCCAAUCUUGGCCCAUCUUCUCCGAGUUAUAAUCAACACAGAUCCAACUAUGGAUAUUUAACUUCAGACCAGGUACAACAACAGAUAAUGCAAUCAGGGCAACAGCAGCCGAUAAAUUUCCAAAAACCGAUGAAACCAUCGCAAUCGUAUUCACAGCAAUAUCCCAAACCCCAUCAGUAUGGCGUGGGAGCGAAUCAGAACGGGCCUUACACCAACGGACCAGAAACCGACCAGUAUGGCAAUGUUCUGAUGGGCAGAUCGCAGCUCGAUGGAGAUGUAAUGAACGACAACCCACCUGCGAGGCCAGCUCUACCCAUUGCAAGCAACAGUCCACCGCCACCGUUGCCCAACACCAUGACGCAUCCUCUCUAUCAAAAACAAAUGGAUCCGAACUCGAGAUACACGGCAAGCAUGCAAGAUCCACCGAGGGGUGGCUACUAUCCACCAAACACCGGACAACAGCACCCGCGUCCACCGUACCAAUUCAGUGCCACCAAUCCUUGGCAACGCGAGGAACGAGAAAAAGAACAGGCCAGACGGCGAGAGGCUGCCAGACAGUGGCGUGACCAGCAAAUAGCUGAGCUCAGUGCGUUACAGCGCCGCACUUCUCAACAAGAAGAACAGCUUCGAGCUCUUCAAUUGGAACGCGAUUUCCAGAAACGCGCCGAAGAGGUCGCGAGUCAGCAAGACGAAGACGAAGAGAGUAACGAUCUCGAAAAUGAAAGCACGUCGCAGAGAGUUCAAGGUUUGAUUCGCAGUGCUGCAGCUCAGGAUCAGCAACGGGUCAAUCAAACGCCACCCGGACGGCCAAUGAUUAACAAUCAAUCUUCUGGUCCUCGUGGAGCUCUUACGCCUCAACCGGUCGGUAGUCAAAUACAGAUGUCCAACGUACCUGUGCACACGGUAUCGAGCCAACAAAAUGCUUAUGAAUCAAGCAGUACCAAUGGUCUGGCAAAUCUCAAUCAAACCGUAAGCCAACAAGCUGCUGAGCUUAAACGUAGACAAGCCGAGUACGAGGAAAGUCAACGCCGGAGGCACGAAGAAGAACUUCGUCAACAACAACUGCAUCAACAACAGCAGCAGCAGCAGGAACGGCAACAACAGCAACAACAACAGCAACAGUUGCAGCAACAACAACAGCAGCAACAGCAGCAGAUGCAAUAUCAAGCCAAUUUACGAAAUCAGCAGAUGAUGCAGCAUCAGCAACAACAACAGCAACAAUUGCAGCAGCAACAACAGCAGCAGCAGCAACAACAAUACAAUCCCAAUAAUUUGAGACUCGACAAUCUCGUCAUUGAAGACUACAAUACAACGAAUUCGAUCACUCAUGAAGCUCCGCCACCACCUGAGCGAGGAUCGAGUUACGCUGUGAUGUCUCAGCAAAGUGCCUUACGUACGUCGAACAACUCCUCCACGACGAAUUCAUUACAUGGCGGAUCUCAGCCGACAAAGAGAGUUUCCUUCCACGAUCCCAAUGCUAACACAGAAUCGCCGACGCGCAACAAUAUAACUAAUACGUCUACGUCUAACGUUGUCUCGCCGCCGUCUAUUACAAUGGAUACCAUAAGAGAAGACCCCAAUAAUUUCAUAAACGAUGCCGAGAUGCUACUAGCUUCACCGAAAACACCCGACGGUCCCGGAGGAUUAUUUCAAGGAGCAACACCUGGCGUGAUAGGCGCUCAGGAAGUUUAUAAGGAUCCUAGGCAGCGAAGAUUAGCUGAAAAACAAAGGCAACAGCAAAACUCGCAAAUGGGUGCCGUACCGGAAAAGUUGAGCUUUAAAGAGAAAAUGAAGAUGUUUGCGAUGGAAACCGGUGAAGAUGGAACUCCUCGAGACAAAGUUAAAAUCUCUCGAGCUCAGCGUGAAAUCGAUAACAUCGGCAGUCCUUUGAACGCCAAUAACAACAAUUGAAGUUUGUACGCAAUGUACAGAGUGCGUAGUUACAACUAAAUCUAGUUGAUUGUGUAAAUAAAAAGAAUUAUUGUUUUGAUGGAUAGAAAACUGAUGUGCUUCAAUGCACGACAAUCAUGGUUACAGAAUUUGACAAAGCCAAGUCUACGUUAUUAUUUAGUAAAGUUCUCAAGAGUAAUGUCUUUUGUUUAUUGUUGACAUAAAAGUAUUGAAGGUUUUUAAUUUGUCUUUGAGUACAAUGAUAAAAUUGUACAGUUAAAUGAAAUGUAGCAUAUGAACAAUGAAAAAUCUAUGACUAUAGAAUGUACAAAGGAUAUUCUAUUUUGGUUUAAUGAAUGCGACAAUUCGUGGCGAAAUAUAUUCUUGUACCUCUUCUUUUUUUUUACAAGUAUUAGAUUAGUUCAUUACAUUUUAAUUGUUCAUUAAAGUAUUGAAUUAUUUUUAU